AUGUUGCCAUUUUUGUAUUUAAACAGUACAAGCGUUUUUCAGGAUUUUAUCACUGCGAAUCAGCAUAUUAUACAUUUGCAAGUGCAAGUGCAAAGAAAUGACGAACGGUUCAAGUGUGAGGAUUGUGAGUACAGCGGAACUUGGAAAGAAUUAUUAAAUCAUAAGAAUAGUGGUGAAACAUGUAAAGACACUAAAAACAAAAAGAGGAAAGGGCCAAAAACUCACUAUUGCAUGAAAUGUAAAUUUAGCACGAGUUCGUUCAAUGAAUUUCAGAAACAUAAUUUGUCGUGUGUGAAUUUACCUUUUAAAUGCUACUUCUGCGAGUUUAAAAGCUUCUCGCAGUUUCCCUUUGAAAUACACGUUUAUGGGCGACAUAAAAAACAAAAUGACACGGAAAAAAGACACGUUUUCAAAAACGAAUUGUUUUCGUGCGACAAAUGCGAACAUGUCGGGGUUAAAUCGGGUGCACAGCAUGUGUGCGACCCCAGGAAAGUCAAGCUAAAACAACUAAAAAAGCAUCAUUGUGAGCACUGCAAUUUUUCCUGCACAGAGAAAUUCAGUUUGAGACAGCAUUGCUGUUCGCUUCACAAAACAAUGAAAGAGUUUGAAAAAAAAGGCGAAUUGUUCUAUCAAUCUAAAUCCAAUUAUUACGAGUGUCCAUACUGCCAAUUUUUUCGUGCUGCAAAGAUUUUGACGUUUCAAAAGCACGUUUUGAAUAAACAUUGGGAGCAAAAUUAUGUCGAGAAAAAAGUAAACCUUAUCAUCCUACAAUGCAACCAAUGUCCCUUCAGCACGUUAAAAAACGGAAAAUUAUGGGAGCACGUCUUACAAUGCCAUAAAGGAACGUCCCUCAAGAACGCUAAAAACCCUGUUAUAAAGCAUGAUAAAAAAUUAAAAGAAUGCAAAAAAUCGCUGUACAAAUGCGUACAAUGCCCGUACGAAACAGCAAGUGUUUUGGACGUUGUAGAUCAUCAAAACACUUGUAAGGAGGUCAUUGCAAACAUAGAUACAAAUGGUUUGUACAAGGUAAAACGUGUCAAACAAAAAGAUCAUCAAAACACUUGUAAGGAGGUCAUUGCAAACAUAGAUACAAAUGGUUUGUUCAAGGUAAAACGUGUCAAACAAAAAGAUCAUCAAAACACUUGUAAGGAGGUCAUUGCAAACAUAGAUACAAAUGGUUUGUUCAAGGUAAAACGUGUCAAACAAAAAGAUCAUCAAAACACUUGUAAGGAGGUCGUUGCAAACAUAGAUACAAAUGAAAUAUCGACAUGCAACAAACAAGUUCUAAAUAUCAACGCGCAACAAGAAUGUCCUUAUUGUGAUUUUCAAGCUCCUGACAUGUAUAACCUCAAAUUGCACGUAUGCCAAGAUCAUAAAGAACAAAAUAAAGUGGAAAAGAAAGUUGAUACCAGCAUUAAAAAAUAUUAUAUAUCAUGUAAAAACGAUAGUAAGAGGCAAACAGCUGACGAAAAUACUUUCACGAAAGAUGGCACUUGCCCAUACUGUCCAAUAAUUAUAAAGAGGAUCUUUUUUUUGCAAAAGCAUGUUUACUUUAAUCAUAGGGAACAAAAUGAAGCCGAGAAGAAGUGUAAAUUUUCCAGUUAUUUCUUAAAAAAGUUUUCUAGCAUUGAAACACGUAAAUCUUGCCCCUACUGCAACUAUAAGGCGAAAUUUCAUCUGCAAAGACACGUGUAUAGAUUGCACAAGGAACAAAAUGAAAUAGAGAAGAAAGUGAAGAUUACAAUUAAAAUUAAUUACUGCGAUAAUUGUAGUUACAGUCAUACAGAUCACUCGGCAUUUCAGAGACAUGCAAAGAAAUGUAAGAAGGAUGGACCAUUACUGCAAUGUCCUGAUUGCACUUACAGCACUAACUCCAAUGAGAAACUUAAUACCCACGUUAAACAUCACACCAAUCCUGAACUAACCUGUUCUUUUUGCCCUUUUACCACAAAAAGUAGAAGUUCAUUUAGUAACCAUAAGAGAAAACACAAGGCAUUCAAGGUUAAAACAUCAAAUAAACGCCACUCCCCUAGAGAUAUGCCGACCCAGCCAAUACAAAAACCUUUCAUGGUAAUAAAAAAAAAAGUUCGUGGUCAAAAGUCCUCAAGACGGAAAUUAACAUGUCCUUACUGUAACCACGAAACAUAUCGUAACCGGGACUUGUACGGUCAUGUGAUCAGUAUGCAUCUUGAGCAGCACGAGGUGGAGAAAAAACUGGAAAUAACGUGCAAGAUGUAUAGUUGCGAUAAUUGCAAGUUUUCUACGCUCACGAAGAAAUAUUUUAAUCGUCAUGCUAAAGUUUGCAAAAAAUUAAACGGACCAAUUUUGACUUGCCCUUAUUGUACGUUUAUAACCACUUUAGAAGAUAGGAUGAAAAGACAUGUUAAGAAGCACAUUGUUAUUAAUUGUGUGUACUGUGACUAUACGUCAACUGACAACGGAUAUCUGCAAAGUCACAUCUUUGCGAAACAUAAGGAGCAAAAUGAGUUGGAGAAUAAAGUGGCGAUUAAAAUCAAAACAUACUCUUGCGCGUACUGUAACUUUAGCACCCCGAAAAACCAAUCGCUGCAAAGGCACAUCAUGGGGAAGCACAGAGAACAAAAUGAUUUGGAAAAUAAAGUCGCGAUAAGAAUAACAACGUUUUCUUGCGUGUACUGUGACUUUACAACGGUACGAAACCAAGUGUUACAGACGCAUAUUUUUAAGAACCACAAAGAACAAAACGAGCUGGAAAAUAAGGUACCAAUACGAUUAAAAUUCUGCGAGUACUGCGAAUUUUCAACAGUGGGAACUCAAGCGUUACAAAGGCACGUUUUUGCCAACCACAACGAACAAAAUGAAAUGGAAAAGAAGGUGCCUGAAAAUUCAAAUACAUGCAGAUACGACGAAUGUGCAUUCACAGGACAGGAACACGAAGUUACACAGCACAUGGUCGAAGAACACAAAUAUGAAAGAAUAUCGACAAUAAUCGCAGUAAAUUGUCCGUACUGUAGUUUCUAAUCGAAGCGGAUGCAAAACCUGCAAGUGCACGUACACAGAAUGCAUAAAAAACAAAACGAUGAGGAGGGAAAAAUGCAGAUGACGCUACCGAGAUGGGUCUCUCAAAAGUACGACAUAAAAAAAGAAAAAUGCCCCUACUGUGGGGGUAAACCAAAAUAUAGAAACCAGUUGCAACUGCAUGUCUACAGAAAACAUUACGAAGAAAAUAAAGCGGAGAAGAAAGUAAAAAUUACAUAUAAAAUAUAUAGUUGCGAUGUUUGUAGUUUCAGCACGUUGGAAGGUAAACUUUUCGACGACCACAUACAAAUAUGUAAAAAAUUAAAGGCAAACAUUUUAACCUGUAAUCAUUGCUCGUUUACCACGACAUUUAACAAGCAAUUGGAAAGGCAUGUUAGAAAACACACAAAACCUAGUUUAAAAUGUUUUUACUGUGACUACACAACAAUAAAAAUGGAUCAUUUGCGUGGGCAUACAUUUAGAAUCCACAGGGAACAAAAUGAGUUGGAUAAGAAGUUGAUAAUUAACACUUACAAAUGUAAUUACUGUGAGUUUGUAACAUUUGAAAAGAGGUUGUUGCAAAAGCAUUUAUUUAGCGAUCACCGGCAAAAAUACGAGUUGAAGUACAAAGCCACGAUACAACCGUGUGCCUACUGUGACUUCACAACAGUUGGAAGCCGAAAUUUGCAAAACCACGUCUAUAGCAAACACAAAGAACAGAAUGAGAUGGAAAAUAAAGUUGCCAUCGAAAUAAAAAUUUACUCUUGUGUUUACUGCGAGUACACCUCAGCUAGCAGCAAGUCGUACCAAAUACACGUUUUCAACAAACAUAAAGAACAAAAUGAUUUGGAAAAAAAGGUACCGAUAGUGUCAAAAACUCACACCUGCGAUAACUGCGACUUCACCACAUUGGAAAAACUAGCCUUAAACACACAUUCAAUAAAAUGCAAGAAAAUAAAACUUAAAAAAACCUUUAAAUGCGACGUAUGUACGUACAGUACAACUACAAAUAGAAUUCUCCAGGUGCAUAAAAGAAGCCACAAAAUUCCAAACGUCCACUGUCCUUACUGUAAGUAUGUGGGUAAAGAUAAAAACGCAUUGCAAAGGCAUGUGAUCAACAUACACGAGGAGCUAAAUAAAACCAAGAAAAUGGUUGACAUAAAUAUUAAAAUUUAUAGAUGUGAAUUUUGUAAUGGGUAUUCGACUGUCUUUAAGAAGAGAUUCCUAGCCCAUAAAUGCGAUUUAAAAACCAAAACUACUCGAACGCAUUGUUUAAAUAACAAGAAACAAUUAAAAAUUAAUAUUACCAGACACAUAUUUAACUGUAAAAAUUGCCAUUUUAACACAUUAAGGGCUGAUUAUUAUACCAAACAUAUUAAGACGUGUGUAGGCACUUGACGUAUUGUGGGGUUUUAUUUUUCCCUGAUAGCAAAAUUUGAUUUUAAGAAUCUUCUUGGUAGAUAUGACCCGGAAUAAUGGAAUAUUCUUAGAACCUUCCCUUAUUGCUAAGAAUGUUCUUACGGACUUUUAAAACAUUCAAUAGAUACCCUUAUAAUGAUGCAAUUAGUUUCUUAAAAGCUUCUUAAAACCUUCCUAAAAAGCAUCCUAAGAACAUUUUAAGAAUACGUUUUUGGAAUGUUCUUAGAAGGUUUCUUAUGGAGCUUCUAGGAAGCUUUUGAGAAUAUUUCCAAAUAUGUCAGAUACCUACGUUCUAAUAU
Messenger RNA from Brassicogethes aeneus, 4715 nucleotides. The record is from the annotation of a GenBank genome assembly. NCBI's taxonomy places the organism in Eukaryota, Metazoa, Arthropoda, Insecta, Coleoptera, Nitidulidae.